UUUCAGCCAACAUGGAUGACGAGACGCAGCUCUUGUUUUUCGACACAUUUUCGCACGAAACGUCGGAAGAGCUGAACUUGGAUCUCGUUCAGUUUCCGAAGCCGGUUAUUUUAUCAGAGGUCCGAAUCAUUCCACUUGGAGCUCGUGUUCAAGCCGACUUUCCAGGGGGCGUUCGACUAGGAGCUACAAAUCCGUCGCAAUUCACGAUAGAAUUCUUUGUGAACGAUUUGAGCAAACCCGGCGCCUCAACUUUUGAGAGUCUGGGCUCACUGGACUACAAACAGAAUGGAAACAUACAGCUGCCCUUUGAGAAAAAAUCCAACACCCAAAUUCCGACUGAUGGUCUUGUCCUACGAGGACUGUACACGACAAUAACGCUGGCUGUUUACGGCUGCGUCAGCAAAGGCCUCACUGAAAACUCAAAUGCGAGUACUUCUUCUCACGCAGCUAAUGCCCAAAAUGUUGAACCAGAAAGUCAUUCCCCUCCUAGACCAGAGUGGAACGCUAAUGAAGGAACACCUGGACCGCGAUUUAAAGAGUCUCAAGAACAUUUCCCAAGAGGCUAUGGGCAAGAAACUAGGGGUUAUUCUCAGCCGGAGUACGGAGGUGCUUUCAACGAGCAGUGGAAACAACCUCCGAACUCCAGUGAAGGCUACGAGAAGGACCAGUGGGAGAAUCAGCGGAGCGGCGAGCGCUGGGAACGCGGCGAAGGAGGCCCUCCACCGAGGCACGGCUCGAACCGUACGAACUGGGAGUGGGGCGAGGGACGAUCAAAUGAGUACCACGAGCGGCAGGAGUGGAGCGGCCGCGGCACAAGACGCAGCUGGGAGGAGCAGCACCCGUCGAACCCCCGCAAGAGACCUCACACGCCGCCGAUGGACGAGCAGAAAAAAUGGACUAAGUCAAAUGAUAAGCCGGCUGCCGUCCCCGAGGUUGAGCCCAAAGAAAGUGUCGUUGCGACGCCAUUCGAAGCUCUGUCUCCUGGAGACGUUGAGUCAAUAUCAUCGGAUGGAGACAUUGGGGACAACUUCGAAGAUGACCUGGGCAACGGCAAUGAGGCAAAUUCACCUGCGAACGAGCCCAAUCCUGAGAAUAGUCCCUUAUCCACGCCUGACCAGGACCCUGAGCAGUACGAACCCAUCCUGAGCGAUGAGGAUAUGGAGGAUGCAGAGUUCCAAGAUUACGAAUUUGAGGAUAUUAAGGACAUAACUAUUGAGAAAACUCCUGAAUUUGAUCCAGCCAAACCCAUUGAUCGUCUGCAGAAUCUUGUUGACCCUAGUUUAUCAAUUGGAGAAAAUAUCAUGAAAAAUCCAAAACUUGCGUGUUCAGGAGAUGCAAGCAAAUUUAUUGAACUUCUGGAGUCUUGGCAGUCGGAAGAAAUUUCUGAGUCGUGGGUUGAGAUGCUGGAGCAGUUAAUUCCUCUUGUGUCCACCUCUCUUUAUUCAAAACCUAGUUGUGUACCAAAACUAAUCGAGUGGGUGGAGAUUGGAUUAAACGUAAACCGAGCCAAGGAACAAACUCAGCCAGCCUUCAAAGUCCGCCACCUCAAGGCUGGUCUCCGACUUGCUUUUUCUCUUUGCACUGGUGGGUUCAACACCCUGCCAAGUCUCAUUGAAGCUGGCCUCUUCCGCAUGGUCACAAACCUUAUCAAGGAAGAGUACAUGGCCCUUUCACUGAAACUUCUGGCCCUCAGCGUCCUUGAUGCUGCCCUUUCUAACAACCAGGCUAUGGAGUCCUUUAUCCAGUUUAGGCCAGACGUCGACCACGAACAGAAUGGAGUCGGUUUCCUCUUGGAGCAGUGGCAGAACUCAAAAGUGACGAGAGUCAAAUUUGCGCUCAACAAUCUGAUCCGGAAAAUUAACUAUUACGAGACGUUGAUAUUCGUUCAUCAAAAGUGUUCACAUUUGGCCAAUUCGGACUUGGAAAAUGAAGAGAAAGAUCAAUUGGCAUCUGCUUUGAAGAGUGUUGACGAAAUUUACAUAGACAUGAAGUUGAAAAUUGGCCAAUUCAAGAGGUUCCUUCCUGUAGGGGCUCAUUUUGGUUUUCCUCAAAGUACUUUUGAAUCGCACACUGCUGCUUACUCAAUGAUGAAAUCAGCAAAACUCUUGGAGUGCCUUUUGAUUUGUCUCACCAAUUUACAGCUGGAAGAAAGUGUGAAUGUUCAAGUUUUUGAAUUAAUCGAUCACUUUUUGAGUGAAGAGCAUGGUCUCAGAUUUUUGGCCUCGCAACUCGAAACUACUCAAGCCUUGAUCAAGACAUUGACAGUUUUGAAUCAGCCCCUUGGACUGAAAAUGGCUUACUCUAUGAGGAUAAUUUCUAUUUUGGAUGAGCUUUCUAAUGCAAAUUUGGAGGAAAUUACAUCCGAAGAUGAUAUUGAGUCGUUCAAAGCUUUGCAGAUCUUGUGUGAAACCCCUGUUGGCAGGCUGAAUGUGGCCAAAGUUCUCUCCAUGUCCAACUAUUCGGACCCGCUUUUUAAAAUUGCCAAGUCGACACCUCUUUUGUCAGCAGCCCGGAAUCUCAGCCUCGAUUUAAUCCACUCGACAGUCUCGAUGGUUGAUUGCCCCGAGUAUUUGUUCAAGUAUGGCAAUCAAUUGAGACAGAUUUUCACAGAGGAAAACAAACUGGCACACUUGGCCUUUUGGGUCAAACACUACGAUUGUUCAAACAUACAAACCCUGUGCCAGGAAUUAAGUGCCAACAUUGAGAAAGCGAAAAGUAAUCCUGAAGAGUUGAUUCCUAUUAUGCGAGUGCUCAAAUACUUGGCCCUACCGGAUUUGGAUCAGACACUGGUUGAAUUUGAGAAUGCCAACAAACGGCAACUUUUACUGGAACUUUUUUCACAAGAUGGACUUUCGACACUAUCCAACAUCCUGGCGGCUGUAGCUUCGGCCUUCGAACACCCAGAACUGCAUGCGGCCACUUUGUCAGGAAUCAAAGGCUUGAACGUUGUCAACCUUGUUCUGCCUUGCAUGAGUUUGCUGAGGGCUAUUUUGACUCUGGUUGCAUCAAGCCAAGGGGCUGAAUUCAAGAAUCUCACUCCAGUGGGCCCACUUUUGAGCAUUUAUGAGCUUCUACAUGCAUACAGACCAGACAACCCAUUUUACCAGAGUGUUAACGAGAGCCUUCAACUGACCGUCAAGUCCUUGAUGGCUUACACGCAACCGUGUUCAGAAGAGCAGCUGCCCAAGAGCACAUGGACCCAAAUGGUAGCCGAAGUCUUCAAGCACAUUUCUCUUCGCCCCAACACAGUCCUCCCUGGCCUUGAUUUGCUGUCGAAACUGCUGCCAAGGCCUCUCCCUGUUUGUGGCACUCGCCUGAUAAGGUCUGAGGACGAGAAGAGGAUCAUCAGUUUCUACAGACUGUGGGGAGCCCAUUUGCACCCUCUCGCCUCAGCCAUCCAUGAAAUUAUCAGUCUCUUCAGCGUCUCGUCAGUUCGCAAACUUGCGUCAAAGUUGUUUGAAAUCUGUGGACUAAUGUCUGACUUGGGUCCAAGUUUGGCUCUCAUUGUGGUCCAGUCUGUAGUUGAGGGACUUGUUGGAAGCAUCAAGAUUGACAGGAAAUUGGAUUACAAUUCGGAAACGACAAAAAGCCGACUUUGUCUGCUGACUGGUCUGAGUGCAAGAGGUGCCCCUAAAAUUGCAAUGCUCCAUCUUUUGAGAAAUGGUGGAUCUGAAGAAAACGGACUCAUAACCCUUCUCACUUGGGUCUUGAACAAAAAUAUUGAAGACAAACGUUACAUUGAGUUGGAAUUGAUUUUGAAAUUUUUGGACAAUCUUUUCCAACCAAAGGAACUAGUUUUCUCAUCAGAGUGGAUUGCUUUGCCCAGCAGAGAAAUCAUUCAAUCUGUGUCAAGUUGCCUGCUCGAUUUAAUCAUCACGCUUGCACAAGAACAAAAAAGUAGCCAUGCAAAGGAUAUUUUAUCAGCUUUGUCAAUCCUGCAUUUGAUCUCUGGGUCCGACGUUGGCCGUCAUUGGUUCAAAGUAUGCUUGGAAGGAAAAUCCGAGCCGUUUGCAGCCGUGUUCAAUUUCUGCUCAUGUAUUGACGAGAAAAAAGAAAAUUUAAUAUCAAGGACUAUUGAACUUUUAAAAAAAUGUUACCCUCAUUUUGAAUCAUCUGCAACGUUUCUAUCAAAAAUUGUUGGGUGCGAUGCUGAAAACAAAGAAAAGCAUCCAUUAUGCCAGUUGAGCGAAUUAAACACAGACAUCGAAGAACUUUACAAAUUGGUAUCUGAAGUCCAACAUUCUGAUAUACCCCUAGAGAAAGUGCUAGACUCAGACACACCACCAACGCCGGUGGCUGAGCAGCUUCCGGCUCAGUUCCUUCUUCAGGAGCCGACACGAGAGUCCAAGCCACCUACAGUCUUUGACUUGCCGUCACUACCAGAGACAAAAGAACACCUUAAAAAUUUGGACUUGGCUGAAAUCGUUGCUGCAACCCUGCCUGACAUCAAUCUGGCCCAGGAAAUAGAAAAACUGAACAAUAUGCACCGUGGAGACGACAUACGCUUGAGUCAAAGUGACGUUUCUUUGUCAAGGGAAAGAGCUGUGCGAAAACCAAUGUCUGCACCAAUUCGAGGGAGACUGCUUUUCCCACGCUCGGUUCCUUCCUCCAGAGGAGACACAUUCAGGUCAAGACCACCUAACACAUCAAGGCCACCAUCUCUGCACGUCGACGAUUUCCUAGCACUGGAAAGUGCAGGUCAACAGCCCACAGGUCCUACUGGAUAUAACAAACAAACCAUGCGGGCGGCAAAGGAAAUGCUUGUAACCCGGCCUCAAAUGCGAGGACGUCCCAUGGCUCCAGAGAGAAGAGGAAGGUUUAUGGCAACACCUGCACCUACUUAUAGAAGAUAAAAUACUGGGAAAUUGUGAAAAAUAAAUUUAUUGAUAUUAA
Messenger RNA from Neocloeon triangulifer, 4893 nucleotides. It is a transcript of the gene vir, whose product is annotated as protein virilizer. The record is from RefSeq and is a predicted model, not a curated record. Gene Ontology annotation, cellular component: RNA N6-methyladenosine methyltransferase complex. Gene Ontology annotation, molecular function: RNA binding. Bases 12 to 4853 code for a protein of 1613 amino acids. The transcript is spliced from 17 exons. Lineage: Eukaryota; Metazoa; Arthropoda; Insecta; Ephemeroptera; Baetidae.